AUGGCGUCCCACAUUGUCGGAUACCCUCGGAUGGGGCCCAAGAGGGAGCUCAAGUUCGCGCUGGAGUCCUUCUGGGACGGGAAGAGUACCGCCGAGGAUCUGCAGAAAGUCGCCGCCGAUCAGAGAUCCUCUAUAUGGAAGCAGAUGUCCGACGCUGGGAUCAAGUUCGUCCCCAGCAACACCUUCUCGUACUACGACCAAGUGCUCGACGCCACGACGAUGCUCGGUGCCGUUCCCGAGCGGUACAGCUACGCCGGCGGAGAGAUCGGGCACGACAUCUAGUUCUCCAUGGCCAGAGGGAACGCCACUCUCCCUGCCAUGGAGAUGACCAAGUGGUUCGACACCAACUAGUAAGUGGAGAUCUCUCUCCUCUGGUUCUGAGAUUUAAUGAUGAUGAUGAUAUGAUGAUCUCCAACGAUGUGGAUAGCUGAGUUCAUUUCUGUUUUUCUCCAGCCAUUACAUCGUCCCCGAGCUCGGGCCAAGUACGACGUUCUCCUACGGCUCCCACAAGGCCGUGUCUGAGUACAAGGAGGCCAAGGCGGUACGAGCCGAAAGCUUUUAAACCUGCGGUGCCCGUGGAAUUUAAAUAAUGAACGACUAGGCACAGUCAACUUGCUUGGCCGAGUGGGCUGGGUCCCAUAGAGUACGUUCGACCGGGCCCGGAAGAAAGAUCAGAAAAAUGGGCUUUGGGCUUAGGGUGGGUCUACUAAAAAACGGGCCCUGUCGGAACUGGGAGAAUUCCCCGUGGGGGGGGGGGUUGCAGAACUGGGCUGACGGCGGAUCCUGAAUGUUAUUUAUUUACUAUAUUUUUUAACCCUCUGCCGUGGUCAAGUACUCACAGCUGGACUGAUCUGUUGCAGCUCGGGAUCGACACCGUUCCAGUGCUCAUUGGACCCGUGACCUACUUGUUGCUCUCAAAGCCUGCGAAGGGUGUUGAGAAAUCCUUCUCCCUUCUUCCUCUACUGCCAAAUGUUCUCCCUGUCUACAAGUAUCAUUCAUUCAGAUGCUUCUUCGUGUUUAUGUGAUUUAUCCUCAACUCCAGUACUAACUCGGAAGAUAUUAAUAGGGAAGUAAUUGCGGAACUAAAGGAAGCAGGUGCUUCGUGGGAUUCAGUUUGAUGAACCUACGCUUGUGCUGGAUCUGACAACCCAGCAAUUAGAGGCUUUCACACAAGCUUACGCAGAGUUGACUUUAUCCUUCUCUGGCUUGAACGUUCGUAUUGAGACCUACUUUGCAGAUGUUCCUCCCCCGGCAUACAAGUCAGUUGAUUCUCCCCUUGUAUUUGUCGCCCUCCUAGAAGACUUGACCGAUCGUCCUGGAUCGUGUUUCCAACCAAUCUUCCUCCAUCUCGUUUUCUCGCAGGACUCUGACGAGCUUGAGUGGGGUUUCUGGAUUUGGGUUUGAUCUUGCCCGUGGAACCAAAACGCUGGACUUGAUUAAGAGUGACUACCCUGCCAACAAAUACCUUUUCGCGGGAGUGGUUGACGGAAGGAACAUUUGGGCUAAUGAUCUCGCUGCUUCCCUCGGCAUUCUUGGAUCUCUUGAGGCCAUUGUAGGCAAAGGUAUGCAUGGAUACAAUUUCUUCCAUUCCAAGAGUUGCUUCCCAGAGAAAUUCGUGACCUGUGCUGAUUCUGGAGGUUGUUUUUGACAGAGAAGCUUGUUGUUUCUACCUCAUGCUCGCUCAUGCAAACCGCCGUUGACUUGAUUAAUGAGACUAAGUUGGACCAUGAAAUCAAGUCAUGGUUGGCUUUCGCUGCACAGAAGAUUGUAGAGGUCGAUGGUUUGGCCAAGGCGUUGGGUAGUCAAAAGAAUGAGGUACCUACACACAUUCUUUGUAUGCGUUAGUCUUUUCUUAGAAACCCUGAUGAAGAAUGGGGUUACCUACCCUUAGUUUCCCAACUUUAAUGUUUUACUUCUUUGAUGAUAAAGGCAUACUUCUCAGCCAAUGCUGCUGCCCUAGCUUCGAGGAGGUCCUCCCCCAGGGUGACUGAGGAGGAGGUUCAGAAAGCUGUAAGUCAUUGUCGAUUAUUGUUUUCCUGAUAUUACUUAUGGAGAUCCUAGCCUACUGAAAAAUCUUCUCCUACUGUGUUUACCUUAGAGGUAGCUGCGGUGAAGGGUUCUGAGCACCGUAGGGGGACAAAUGUCACCGCGAGAUUGGAUGCACAGCAAAUGAAGUUCAACCUUCCGAUCCUCCCCACCACUACUAUUGGUUCAUUCCCCCAGACAAUGGAGCUCCGGCGAGCCCGUCGUGAGUACAAGGCAAACAAGUAAGCGAAUCUCAAGUGAUCAGUCAUCCUUGUCCAUGUGAUAUUAGCUCAAAACUCAUGAAUCCAUUACUCAUCUCUAGGAUCACCGAGCAGGAGUAUAUUAGUGUGAUGAAGGAGGAGAUUAGAAAGGUCAUUAAACUUCAGGAAGAGCUCAACAUCGACGUUCUUGUUCAUGGAGAACCCGAGGUGAUCAUUCAUACCAUCCCCAUGAACAUACAGAUACAUAUAAGGGAAGAAAGAGAUAGAUAGAUAGAGAGAGAGAGAGAGAGAGCGAGAGAGAGAGAGAGAGAGAGAGAGAGAGAGAGAACCUUGAUUCAGUUGAUGUGACCUGCAGAGGAACGACAUGGUGGAGUACUUUGGGGAACAACUGUCGGGUUUCGCGUUCUCCGCCAACGGGUGGGUGCAGUCGUACGAUUCCCGCUGUGUGAAGCCGCCAAUCAUUUACGGCGACGUGAGCCGCCCCAAGCCUAUGACGGUCUUCUGGUCCACCAUGGCCCAGAGCAUGACCCGGGGCCCCAUGAAGGGCAUGCUCACCGGCCCCGUCACCAUCCUCAACUGGUCCUUCGUCAGGAACGAUCAACCCAGGUGAGAGAGACCCGGAACCCCUCUCGCCCUUGUGACCAUCUCCAACCAGUAGUUUGCAUCUGUCUCUCCCCCGAUAGGUAUUAGAUUAAUUGACUGGUCCCUGUUUCCAGAUACGAGACGUGCUACCAGAUUGCUCUCGCAAUGCAGAAAGAGGUCGAGGAUCUCGAAGCCAGUGGGAUCAAGGUUGGUGUUCCUCUUCUCGCAGUUUUUCUUCUUCCUCAGACGGUUUUAAUUCCAUCUUUUCCCAUGGAUUCAUUCCAGAUCAUUCAAGUCGAUGAAGCGGCUCUCAGAGAGGGCCUCCCUCUCCGGAAAUCCGAGCAAGCCUUCUACCUCGACUGGGCCGUCCACUCCUUCCGCAUCACCAACUGCGGCGUCAAGGACAGCAGGUCACCAUUUUCCUCUUCUUCCUAUGUUUCUUCUUCUUCUUCCUCGUCCUCUGAGAUAGAUCCACGCGGGGAGCUAACUGGUACUGACUGCAGAUCCACACCCACAUGUGCUACUCCAACUUCAACGACAUCAUCCACUCGAUCAUCGACAUGGACGCUGACGUGAUCACAAUCGAGAACUCGCGCUCCGACGAGAAGCUACUUACGGUAUUCCGCGAUGGGGUGAGGUAUGAGGCCGGCAUCGGCCCGGGAGUCUACGACAUCCACUCCCCAAGGAUCCCCUCCACGGAGGAGAUCGCCGAGCGGAUCAACAAGAUGAUAACGGUGCUCGAGACCAACGUCCUCUGGUCAACCCCGACUGCGGUCUCAAGACCCGCAAGUACGUCGAGGUCAUCCCCACCCUCGGGAACAUGGUCGCCGCUGCCAAGCUCCUCCGCACUCAGCUCGCUUCUGGCAACUGA
Spirodela intermedia is the source of this 3699-nucleotide messenger RNA. The record is from the annotation of a GenBank genome assembly. Lineage: Eukaryota; Viridiplantae; Streptophyta; Magnoliopsida; Alismatales; Araceae.